AGAGAGAGAGAGAGAGAAGAAGAAGAAGAAACGGGCGGGAGGUUUUCUCAUUUGCCUCUUCCUCCUCCCCUCCUCUCUCCUCUCCAGAUGGAAUCCUAUGAGAUCUCAUCUCCUCCUCAUGAUCCUCAUUUCUCUGCCCCCGGAUCCCCUCCGCCUUCAGAUGACACUCACUUGUCUGCAAACGACGCCCUUCUUGCUGAUGAUAUCCGAGGCAAGAUUAUCAAGCAGGUAGAAUAUUAUUUUAGCGAUGAAAAUUUGCCCACAGACAAGUAUUUGAUGAAUUUGUUGAAGAAGGACAAAAAUGGAUUUGGUUGGCUGUUCCUUAAAGCAAGAAGUAUGACCUUCUGGGAGAUAAGUGAUGAGGAUGUUCACACCUUCUAUGUUCCUCCUUGUGAAUGCAAGAAAUAUGAAGAACAAGAUAACUUGGUUCCGAUUGCAGUUAUUGCUUCCUUUAGGAAGAUGAAAAAGCUCACCCAAGACAUUCAAUUAAUAGUUGCUGCGCUCAGGGAAUCUUCUCAGCUUGUUGUGAGUUCAGAUGGGAAGAAGGUAAAGCGACUUCAUCCUCUUUCACUCACUGAGGUCAAGGAUUCAAAGAUAUGCACUGUUUUGAUAGAAAAUUUACCAGAAGACCACUCAACCGAGAACAUUCAGAGAAUAUUUGGGGCAGCUGGAAACAUAAAAAAAAUUUGCAUUCAUGACCCAUAUGCCACAGAAGAGUCAACAAAAGACAGCAGGGUGGAGAAGCUGAUAAGUGGUAAGUUACAUGCUAUUGUGGAUUAUGAGACUGUGGAGGCUGCUGAGAGAGCUGUGGCUACUUUAAAUAAUGAACAAGACUGGAGAAAUGGAAUGCGGGUCAAGCUUCUUCACAAGCAAAUGGGCAAGUAUGGACAGAGAAGAAAAGGCUGGAAGGGAUCUGAUAUGGAGAAAAAUAGCAGUGUUGGAGCAGCUCAUCCAGCAGGAGAUGAGGAGAAUAACUCAAGUGAGCGUCAUGAUGAAACACCUGAUGAAGAACUUUAUAGGUCAACUACUCGAAUCAACUACCAGCAUGCAGUCAUGUGUGCUGCUUCUCUUUUGUCUCAGGAUGGAGAGCAUUUGACGAAAGAGAAAAAUGGCCCAAGGGGCCGGAACCGAGGGCGAUCAAGGGGACAGAAAUACCGGUGUAUGAAUGGACAGGGUCAUGGAACUCUCUCAUCUAGUUAUGGUGCUGAAGGCUCAAAGCCACCUCCCGGCCCAAAAAUGCCGGAUGGGACCAGAGGUUUCACAAUGGGGCGUGGGCGACCUCCUGUUUCCAGCCAAAACUAGCAAGUACUCGAAUCACCAGAGCCUGGGCAGUCCUAAUAUUUCAACUAGUUCUCCCAAACCGUCAGUGAUCAGUAUGAAGGGAAAGUGUGUUUAUGUGUGCACUGAUCCAAAUGUGAGCUGUAUUGGGAUGUCUGAUGUUUGUGGUGUUUUCGGUUUGCAAAGGAAUUCUAGUGUUAGACACCAAGUUUUGGGUUUGCUUGUGGAUUAUAGUUUGUUAAAUGUGUAAUAUACUUGCUGAAUUGUAUUCAUGAAGUCCCUUGCCUCGACGGUUUAUGGUGCCUUUGGAACUUCACAAUAGGAAUGGAAUGGAUAGUAAUGAAGGUAAGAAAAGAGAAAUCAAAAUAUUAGUAA
This is a messenger RNA of Vitis riparia (riverbank grape), 1653 nucleotides long. RefSeq names its product la-related protein 6A. The transcript is spliced from 12 exons. Gene Ontology annotation, molecular function: mRNA binding. Lineage: Eukaryota; Viridiplantae; Streptophyta; Magnoliopsida; Vitales; Vitaceae. Gene Ontology annotation, biological process: RNA processing. The record is from RefSeq and is a predicted model, not a curated record. Bases 88 to 1302 code for a protein of 404 amino acids. Gene Ontology annotation, cellular component: nucleus.